AUGGCGCCUAGAUCCUGGCUAGAUAUCGCCCCUGACUCCCCUUUCUCCCUCGCCGACAUUCCUUUCGGAAUAAUCACAACACCUGUUUCAUCUUCUCCGCACGUCGGAGUAGCAACUGGAGAACAUGCUCUUGAUCUCUCCGUGUUCGCCUUAUGUUCGGGCUCCUCGGACUGUCCGGCGAUCACAUCACAUCUCGAGGUUUUCUCUCAACCCGCCCUCAACGACUUCGCAGCACUAGGGCGCGCCGUCCAUCGAGAGAAUGCUGGUGCCCUGAUUCGCGGCAUCGACAAUGCCCUACACCCGAACUAUAUGCACCUGCCUGUCGGCUACCAUGGCCGAGCUUCCUCAGUGGCUGUCUCUGGCACUUCGAUCCGCAGACCGCAUGGCCAGGUCAUGGAAAACCCGACUGCAGAAGUUCCAAAGCCGAUCUUCACUCCUUCCAAACGUCUGGACUUCGAGCUUGAGCUGGGUACGUUCGUGUGCAAGGCCAACAAGAUGGGGGAGCCGGUGUCAAUCAAAGAGGCGGAGGAGAAUAUCUUCGGCUUGGUUCUGAUGAACGACUGGUCUGCAGGGGACAUACAGGCAUGGGAAAUGGUACCACUUGGGCCAUUCAAUUCGAUUUGA
Molecule: messenger RNA, 624 nt
Organism: Letharia columbiana
Lineage: Eukaryota; Fungi; Ascomycota; Lecanoromycetes; Lecanorales; Parmeliaceae
Exons: 2
Coding region: 1-624 (207 amino acids)
Biological process (GO): homogentisate catabolic process; L-phenylalanine catabolic process; L-tyrosine catabolic process
Molecular function (GO): fumarylacetoacetase activity
Source: RefSeq, a predicted model, not a curated record